Sparassis crispa is the source of this 2049-nucleotide messenger RNA. RefSeq lists its product as hypothetical. The transcript has 9 exons. The record is from RefSeq and is a predicted model, not a curated record. Gene Ontology annotation, biological process: regulation of DNA-templated transcription. Lineage: Eukaryota; Fungi; Basidiomycota; Agaricomycetes; Polyporales; Sparassidaceae. The coding region runs from base 1 to 2049 and encodes 682 amino acids. Gene Ontology annotation, molecular function: RNA binding; transcription coregulator activity. Gene Ontology annotation, cellular component: nucleus.
AUGCCUGUCCCUGUGUUCCCUAUAUCUACCGAUCACCUGUCUUUCCGUGACUUCCUAGCGGCGCGAGAGCCUGCAAGAUACCCGGCUCCGGCGACGCGUCUGACUGAUGCUCUUCGUCGUCUGAACCUCGACUCUCCCCCUCCUUCUCCGAACGGCUCCUACUUUCGGGCACCUCACUCGCCGUCUCUAUCAUGGUUGGACGACCACAAAGUUCCAUUUGACCUCGAGAAACUCGUCACCCGGUCCACCUCGAGCAUCGGGUCCGACUCUGACGACGACGGCCGACUGACAUCAUACGAAGCGUUUUGCGACGCCCGAUCCCGGGUAAUACGCUUCUUUGAUCUCCAGUGUUCGACGUCAGCAGCAUUAUCGGUAUUUUCUGGUGCUUCAUCCAGCGGUCAUCCAGUCCCUCGUCCCGCCGCACUGUGGGCGAGCAAGAGUGUCCGUGAGCCCGGGAGUCUGUUCGCAGUCUAUGCGACGCAUGAAGAGGCUCGCACCGCGCUUUUCUCUCCGUGCUAUUCCUUCUCCGUCGCGCCUGCCCUAGAAUCAGACAUCCAGCCCCCCUUCCAAUUACGGCGAGUCGACCUCAACAACCUCAUUUCGCCGGCGCGUGAAAAUUUUGACUCGUCUUCAGACAUCUCCAGGCAGAAACCUCUCUGCGAUAUUCCCUCCACAUACAUUGGUAUUGGCCCACCCUGCAUCGACUUGACUUUUCUGCGUAUGGGCGGGCGCGACACCUCCGAUCCCCUCUUGCAUAGUGCCGCGGUGGGGCCUUACACCAUCUCGAGCAACCCACCAAAUCCCAAAACCAGCUUCAGGUUAGGGGAUUGGAUUUGUACUGUGGCGAGCUGUGCGGCGCACAACUUCGGCCGCAACGUUUCUUGCAUAGGAUGCGGGCGUUCUCGCUCCGAGGGUCCUCCGUCUCUGACGCAGCAUAGGAGCGCGUCGUUGGACUUUUCCCAAGUCAACCACAUGUCCCCUCGGUUUUCCUCGCCGUCUGUCCCCCGCGACCAGCUCUCCCGACCGCCAUUCCCGCGCAUUAUGACAUCCAACCUGCCACCCGUCAAUCCUGCUCCGACGAGCGCACCGCCCAUUCCUUCGCUCAAGUCUGCUUCGCCCUAUACGCCGCUGACGCCGUCUGGCCGCGCUCUGAGCAUCGGUGGGCACGUGCAGAACGUGUCGAAGGACCCUCUCGCGCCGUGCAUCAUCUAUUGGCCAGAUAAUGAGGCUUUGCCGGAGCAGGGCCAGAUUCGGCCUUCAGGAUCGGCCGUAAUAACGUAUCCCCCAAUCAUCAACACAGGCAACAAGGGCGCUGCAGAGAAGCAGCCUGGAGACUGGAUUUGUCACAAGUGUCAUUACCUCAAUUGGCGCCGAAGGAAGGUCUGCCAGACGUGCUUCCCUUAUGCCGAGGGCAAUGGCGACUCGAUUUCCGCCGCCGUGCAGGCCGAGCGCAUCGCCCUUCUCGAAAGCGUGCUUGCAAACCAGGCUCAGGCCUGCGGGGGCGCCCACGCGCACCCCCAUGAGCGAUGGCACUCGGUCGACUCCCCUGCCAGAGCGCCCGCCGCGCCGUACUCAGAGGCGGAGGUGCCGCCGUACCUCCGGAUAGUGCCGCGCGGCGACUCGCUGCCGUCGUACGAGCUCUUCAACGCGGGCGACUCGCCUUCGCGCCCGAUCUACCAGACGCACGGGCGCCCGGUGGGCGGGGCGCGGCCGUUCCCGUUUGCGUGUGCGCCGCCGUUCCCGCCUGGCGCGGACGCGGAGCAGAGCAUGACGCUGCUCCCGUCGUUCCUGCAGGACAUCGUGCAGUCUCCGUCGCUGUCGCCCACGACGACGUCGUCGUCGGCGGAGCUCUCGCUCGAGGACUCUGUUGCGCCGCUGCAGCCGACGCCGCGGGCGUACAACGCGGGCGCGACGGGGUUCGGGCUGCGCCGCGGCAGCAUCUGGAAGCUGGACGGCGAGGAGAGCAGGCACCUCGCGGUGUACUCUGCGUCUACGUCUUCUGCCUCUUCCCCAGCUGGUCCUGGGCGGGAGGGCGGUCGCUCUCGGUAA